UUAAAUAAAGUUUUGGGGGAAAAAGUUUGGAGCGGUUGUGGAGGGGGCGUGGUCUGUGAGCUCUGCCAGAGACUCCGGGCGGUUGGCCGUCAGAGAUCAAAGGUUUUCCCAGCGCCGUCACCCGAGCUCCACGCGGAACCAGAUGGCUGCUGCCGUGUGGAACAAUGUGGUCUCGCUGCACCAGAGGAUCGUGGAGAACGGAGACAAGCGGACGGACCCGUGGCUGCUGGUCUACUCGCCGGUCCCGGUGGCGCUCAUCUUCCUGGUCUACCUGUGCGUGAUCUGGGCCGGGCCUCGUCUGAUGAAGUCCAGAGAACCCGUGGACCUCAGGGUGGUUCUGAUUGUUUACAACUUCGCCAUGGUGGGCCUGUCUGCAUACAUGUUCCAUGAGUUCCUGGUCACCUCCUGGCUCUCGGACUACAGCCUCCUGUGUCAGCCGGUGGACUACAGCACGCGUCCUCUGCCGAUGAGGAUGGCCCGAGUGUGCUGGUGGUUCUUCUUCUCCAAGGUCAUCGAGCUCAGCGACACCCUCUUCUUCAUCCUGAGAAAGAAGAACAACCAGCUGACCUUCCUGCACGUUUACCAUCACGGCACCAUGAUCUUCAACUGGUGGGCGGGGGUCAAGUACGUGGCCGGAGGACAGUCGUUCUUCAUCGGCCUGGUGAACACCUUCGUCCACGUCGUCAUGUACUCCUACUACGGCCUGGCGGCCAUCGGCCCCCACAUGCAGAAGUACCUGUGGUGGAAGCGGUACCUGACGUCCCUGCAGCUGAUGCAGUUCCUGCUCUUCCUGCUGCACACCGGCUACAACCUGUUCACCCCCUGCGACUUCCCCGACUCCAUGAACGCCGUGGUCUUCGGCUACUGCGUCACCCUCAUCAUCCUCUUCAGCAACUUCUACUACCAGAGCUACCUCAGCAGGAAGAAGAAGAAAUGAGAGCAGGAAAAACCACAUGCAGUGUCUCCUGUGUCCAGCAGAGGGCAGAAGCAGCACGCAGACAUGAACUGUUUAUUUCUUCAGUCAAAGAAUUGUUGUAAACAAACUGUACAUCUAUACAUUUAAUAACAAUAAUUAUUAUCAUAGUGUGAGGUUUUUUUAUCAACAAUUUUGCAGAAUGAAUGACAUGAAUCCAAAGAAACACAAACAAACAGAAUGAACCUUUUUUUUCUUCAUUAUUUAAACGUCACAGCAACAUGAUAUAUUCUGACUUCAGUCUAAAGCAGACCUUAGGUUGGAGGGAAGCCAGAAGAUCGUCCAGGAGAACGGAUUCCCGAUGUCCUAACGUUGAAAGUGAAGACGCUGGAGAGACUUUCACCUGAACUGCAACAGAACCGAGUCGUAAACGGUAAAUGUGGAGUUCUGCCGAUAAGACGGUUUGAAUCUGAGACGCGGUUUGAGAGGAAGCGUCUCGUGAUGACGUUGGAUGGAUGUCGGGACGUGUCUGCAGGUGAACGUCCCUUCAUGUCUCGGUGUAGACGGACGCCAUGUGGCUCAAGCUGCGGUCGAAGCUGCCCCCCUGGAAGAACAGGUUCUCCUCUGCGGUGGGGGGGAACGGACACGCGGCGCCGCCCUGCAGCUCCGGCACCAAACCGAAGCCUGCGGCAGAGAGGAGAGCGUCAGGACGCGUCCGGGUCAGAGCUGAGGCCACGCCUCCCACCGUUCUCACCUGCAGAGCCGGGGCCGCCGGCCGGCAUGUGGAAGCCGUUGUGCUGGUGGGAGGAGUAAAGGUGCGAGUCUCCGGGGGCGUGGACGCCGUCCACCGCCUGCUCCAUCCUGUAGGAGUCUCCGAAGUGGAAGCAGCUCUGAAAGUUGCCCUGGUAUUCUGGGAGACGAGGGAGGAGGUUAGAGGGUUAACCGUGAGGGUCAACCGCAUACGUCACAACGGCGUGCUUCUCCUAACGCUGCUCCACGCCGGGGUCUGUUUGUCCUCAGUGGACCACAGGAGUCCAGCUUCUGGGAAAAGCGUUUCUCCUGGAGUGUCCAGUAGAGGAAAUACGGAUCUGAGGCCUGAUGAUUUUGUACCUUCACCCACUUAAAAAGUACAUCAAGAAAUACUCUUAAAAUAAUUGAUAUACGUUUAUUUACAUUUCAUUGAGGUAAAUAAGUAUCUGAACGCUCUUGCUGGAGAGAUUUAGUACUUUGUGUCGAAAACCUGCUUAUCUAUGGAAGCUAUAAACGGACUCACAAAUUA
Oryzias melastigma (Indian medaka) is the source of this 2192-nucleotide messenger RNA. It is a transcript of the gene elovl8b, whose product is annotated as ELOVL fatty acid elongase 8b. NCBI's taxonomy places the organism in Eukaryota, Metazoa, Chordata, Actinopteri, Beloniformes, Adrianichthyidae. The record is from RefSeq and is a predicted model, not a curated record. Gene Ontology annotation, molecular function: fatty acid elongase activity. The transcript is spliced from 8 exons. Gene Ontology annotation, biological process: very long-chain fatty acid biosynthetic process; sphingolipid biosynthetic process; fatty acid elongation, polyunsaturated fatty acid. Gene Ontology annotation, cellular component: endoplasmic reticulum membrane. Bases 143 to 937 code for a protein of 264 amino acids.